GAAAUGUCUUACUGAGUGCCAUAUUCCUCUGCUUGGCCACUUAUCAGUCCAUCUAUCCCAUCACCCUGUGCGCUCCUGCCAUGCUGUAUUUUAUGCAGCGUCAGUACAUCCCAGUGAAUUUCCGUCGGGUCAGCUUCUGGUGGUUCAUCGUGCAGUAUCUCUUCAUGUACCUCGGCAGCUUGUUUGUCCUCAUCGGUCUCUCCUUUUUCCUGCUCGGCUCCUGGGACUACCUGCCCUCCGUCUAUGGCUUCAUAUUUGAUCAGUUCAUUGUCCUGAGGAACAUCUUCCUGGUGUCCUGUGUCUUGCUGGCCUGUUCGGCUCUGUUCCCGGUUCUCUGGCACCUCUGGAUCUACGCCGGCAGCGCCAACUCCAACUUCUACUACGCCAUAACUCUGCUCUUCAACGUGGCGCAGAUCCUGCUGGUGUCAGAUUAUUUCUACGCCUUCUUGAGGAGAGAGCACCACCUCACCAAUGGGCUGUACCUGAAGAGGAAGGACGGCUCUGAGGCGACGCUGAUUCUCAAAUAAAACGCACCCGUGUUUGC
Messenger RNA from Neolamprologus brichardi, 544 nucleotides. Lineage: Eukaryota; Metazoa; Chordata; Actinopteri; Cichliformes; Cichlidae. The record is from RefSeq and is a predicted model, not a curated record.